Molecule: messenger RNA, 339 nt
Organism: Penicillium daleae
Lineage: Eukaryota; Fungi; Ascomycota; Eurotiomycetes; Eurotiales; Aspergillaceae
Product: YciI family protein
Exons: 4
Coding region: 1-339 (112 amino acids)
Source: RefSeq, a predicted model, not a curated record
AUGGCAACGGGCAAGAAGAAAGAGUUUCUCUGCAUCCUACCUGAUCGACCCAAUAUUCUGAAUCUCAGGAAACAAGUUAAAUAUGGGCACUAUGAAGGAAUCCAACCCUUGAUCGCCCAGGGAAAGCUCGUGGACGGGGGUGCAAUUUUCGAACAGCAUCCAGAAGAAGGCAAAGACGCACAGUUUGUGGGAAGUGUGGUAGUAUACAAGGCUGAAAAUGUCGAAGAGGUCAGGGAGAUCAUCAAUAAGGAUAUCUAUGCCACGAGCGGUGUUUGGGACCUUGAGAAAGUCCAGAUUAUCCCCUAUGUGCCCGCUGUUCGGCAACCUCUGCCGAAUUGA